Messenger RNA from Gordionus sp. m RMFG-2023, 2277 nucleotides. RefSeq names its product asparagine synthetase [glutamine-hydrolyzing]-like. Lineage: Eukaryota; Metazoa; Nematomorpha; Gordioida; Chordodea; Parachordodidae. The coding region runs from base 168 to 2276 and encodes 702 amino acids. Gene Ontology annotation, cellular component: cytosol. The transcript has 7 exons. The record is from RefSeq and is a predicted model, not a curated record. Gene Ontology annotation, molecular function: asparagine synthase (glutamine-hydrolyzing) activity.
UUAUAUUUAAAAAAUAAUUUUUAAGCCCUUGUAAUAUUUACUUAAUUUAUUUUAUAUAGUAUAAUAUUAAAUAUUUUAGUAAAUUAAAAGCACGUUUUCCUGGAACAUCAAAAAUUCAAAGACAUUCCGAUAAUUAUAAAAUUAACUAACACAACGGCAAUACUACAAUGUGCGGAAUAUUCGCUUACAUGGGUCGAACACACACUCUGGAACGUCUUAGGCCUCACUUCGACAAAAUAUCUCAUCGCGGUCCCGAAUUCAGUAAGCUCAUGCAUUUGCGACCCGACUUGGUUUUCGGGUUCCAUCGGCUGGCCAUAAUAGACUCGUCCGAGCUCGGUAAUCAGCCUAUAUUCCAUCCCGAUGAUCCCGAAAAAACCAUAAUCGUCAACGGGGAAAUUUACAAUUACAAGGCGCUAAAAGAGGUUUACGAUUACACCACUCGGUCCGGGUCAGACUCCGACGUCAUGCUUCACCUAUACCACCAUUUUGGCGUCGAGGCUAUGCUCAAGGAGCUAGAUGGCGUUUUCGCUUUCGUUAUCAGAGAUCAUGACAAGCUCAUAUUAGGUAACGAUAUAAUAGGUGUCAGGCCUCUUUUCGUGGCAUAUCUCCCCGGCGGGGAGUGGGCGGUGGCAAGCGAAGAGAAAACUUUAAUCGGGCUCGAUCCCCUGAGAGUGGAGCGGUUCAAACCCGGGACCUUUGUUGUUCAACCCUUAAACCAGGCCGUCUCGUCAGAGACAGGAUUGAAGUAUCAUCCUUACUUUGAUUGGUUCCACGGACCCGAGCGUUUAGAUAUGACUCCCCUGAAAUUCGCUGAUGAACAAACCGUUUGCUCCACCCUCGAGGAGUACCUGAUUCAAUCUGUCAAGAAAAGGUUAGUCAGUGAUAGGCCCGUCGGCUGUUUGCUCUCCGGAGGACUCGAUUCUAGCCUCGUGACUAGCAUAGUGGCCAGAUACUACAGCGGGGACAAGGCUACCGUUCAUCAUUCAACAUCUUGCGCACUCGGAAAAACCCAACACGGCACAAAGUUGAUAAAAAAUAUCGAAGGAAAGGUGAUAGACGCGUCGACGCAUACCAAUGGAACACUCCACAUUCCAGCUUCCGGUGGCGACAGACGCCGUUCUUAUUCCCCUUCCUCCGACACCAAUUUCAACUCUUACCAAAACGAUGACCUGAAGGAUGAUUUGGACAAAUCGAUAUCUUCUCACGAUGCCAAUCAAAAUUACGCUACCGCUAACAACGUUACAUCAUCCUUGAUUGGUCAAUCUACUUGCACGUGCGCAAGGCAACCCCACCUAGCAACCUUACACACCUUUUCUAUAGGGAUGACUUCAGAUAGGGGUGCUUCGCGAUCCCCCGACCUUGAAUAUGCUGAAAUGGUAGCCAAACAUUUGGGAACUCAGCAUCAUAGGGUAGAAUUUACGUUUGACGAAGCUUGGAAAGUCUUACGAGACGUCAUAUAUAGUUUGGGAAGUUGGGAUUGUACCACGGUUAGGGCCAGUAUACCACAGUACUUAUUGGCAAAAUACGUGAAAGCCCAUAGUGAUGUCAAGGUCCUCCUGUCAGGUGAGGGAGCUGAUGAAAUUUUUGGUUCUUAUUCCUAUUUCAAAAAAGCACCGAAUCCCGAAUCAUUCACGGAGGAAUGCGUACAUUUGUGUCGAAACCUGUAUCAAUUCGACGCGCUCAGAGCCGAUCGAACACUCUCCGCUUUCGGCCUUGAACUGAGGGAACCUUUUUUGGAUAAGAAAUUGCUGCCUUAUGUACUUUUCCGCGUUCCUGCCCUUAUGAAGAUGCAUGGAGUUUGUGGCGAUGACAAAAUUGAUAGCGUAAAACCCAGAGCGGAGAAACAUAUUUUACGUCGCGCUUUCGAAGGUGACUAUUUGCCUGCGCCUGUAUUGUGGAGGAGUAAAGAGGCUUUUUCCGACGGGGUAAAUUACGAAUUCAGGGAUCGGUUGAUAGAGAAGAUCAAUUCGUUAAUUUCCGAUUCAGAAUUCCAGGAAGUAGCCCCAAAUUUACCAACGCCCGUACCCCUGACCAAGGAAGCCUACUAUUACAGAAAAAUUUACGACGAGUUUUUCAGCCAGCAGGGAGGAGGAAAGGGUAAAAGGCUACCAUUGGUAGAUAAAAAUUGGAUGCCCAAUCCCGAAUGGUUCGGCGAGGAGGAAAGGAAAGGCCUGGUCGAUCCUUCCGCUAGAGUGCUUUCCACUUACGAUGUUAGGGAUAGUUUGAUAGAAGGGGGGAAAGAGUGCCGAUUGAAAAAAAUGAAAAAUGCGAUAUAAA